UAAAAUCAUAAUUGCAAAAUAAUUCAUAUUAAAGGAGAUCCAACAAGUUACUGGUAUAAGAAAAAUGCCAUGGGUAUUAAUAAACUGUAUGGACUGGUCAAGGAAAUGAAUUCCUCUGCUGGGAUUGACAGUGACAAGAGAUUUACAAAUCAUAGUAUGAGGAAACAUCUUGUACAGAGGCUAUCUGAUGCCGGAGUUCCAGCCAACCAGAUUACACAAAUAUCGGGGUACAAAAAUGUCAACAGCAUUAACAACUACAGCAAAAUAAACAACAACCAAAACAGAAAUAUAUCUUCUAUUUUGACAUCGGCUGAUAAACCGACAAUCUUGCCUAUAAAGGAACAUCAUUCCGCGUCUCAGACGAUUACUCAAACCCUAUCGAGCACCCACAAUCAAACUAUAUCGUCGUGCCAGUCCCGCAUUGAUUCGGAUAUAAGAUCCACCUGUAUGGAAACAGUCUUUCGGGACAAGUUAUAUUCAAUAUUUCGUACGGGAGCAGCGAGCACAUGGCUGACACGUCGUGCAUCCCAGCCCAUCAAGACGCAAAUGAAAACCCUCCAGCUAAAAUAUACAAACGAAUCUUACCUUUAG
Molecule: messenger RNA, 591 nt
Organism: Saccostrea cuccullata (small rock oyster)
Lineage: Eukaryota; Metazoa; Mollusca; Bivalvia; Ostreida; Ostreidae
Exons: 2
Coding region: 70-591 (173 amino acids)
Biological process (GO): DNA recombination; DNA integration
Molecular function (GO): DNA binding
Source: RefSeq, a predicted model, not a curated record